AUUAUCCAGGCAACAUAGCUGGUUGGCGGUGGUUCCGUGUCUUCUCCUCCGCCUCAGAAGCCCCAUUGGUCCGCGGCUCUCUUGAAUGAAGCGCCGCAGAAACGCGCAGGCAGCAGCAGCGAAUGAAGGAGGAAGCAGCGCGGGCCACAGGCAGGGACAACAAGCCGACGUGCACGCACUCAGCGACGCGACCGGCGGCGGCGGGGCGGACACUGGCGGUUAUCUGUGGACCAGAGGCGGCUGGCUCUCUCCCGGAGAGUGAAUGAGGUUGAUGCUGCUCUGCUGCACGUGGAAGGACGAACGCAUGGGAGAGGAGGAAGGAGCUGGAGGUAGUUUGCCCGUGUGCGCGGGAUGCAAACAGAGGAUCUACGAUGAGCAGUACCUCCAGGCCCUCAACACUGACUGGCACACCGUCUGCUUCAGGUGUUGUGAGUGCAGCGCCUCACUGUCCCACUGGUAUUAUGAAAAAGAUGGACGGCUUUUCUGUAAGAAGGACUACUGGACCAAAUUUGGACAGUUGUGCCACGGCUGCAACGACCCCAUCACCACCGGCCUCAUCAUGGUCGCAGGUGAACAGAAAUAUCAUCCUGAGUGCUUCAGCUGUCUGAACUGCAGGACGUUCAUCGGUGAUGGAGACACAUACGCUCUGGUGGAGAGAUCCAAACUCUACUGUGGUCACUGUUACUACCAGACCAUCGUUACCCCGGUGCCAGACUCUCCAUGCUCAAAAAUCCCUCACACGGUCACACUGGUGUCCAUCCCAGCCUCUGCCGAGGGCAACAAUGGACGCAGAGGGCGAGGUUUCUCUGUGGCCAUCGAUCAGCCACUGAGCCCGACCAACGGCUUCAACCCUGAUCAUGGACACACUGUCCGAGUCUCACAGGUGGACACAGACUGCAUCAGCCCAGACGUGAAGAAUUCCAUUCAUGUUGGAGAUAAAAUACUAGAAAUCAAUGGGACGCCCAUUCACAAUGUUCCUCUAGAUGAGAUCGACCUGCUGAUCCAGGAGACGAGUCGUCUGCUGCAGCUCACCAUCGAACACGACCCUCACAGUCUGGGGCACGAGGGAGGCUCUUCAGAGGCUGAAGAACAACUGAACGACCCCCUGUCCUUCCCUCUGUCUGAUGGACCCAGUCCCAUCCUGCCCAUCACUCAGCCCCCCAAUUCAGACAUCAGCAACCUCAGAUCACGCAUCAUCACACGGAGCUGCAGCAUUGAUAAGUCUCCAGGCUCGAGCAACGCAGCGUCUCCCAUCUCACAGAGGAAAGAUAUCAAUCGAUCAGAAUCACUCCGUGUCGUUUCAAACCGAACGCACCGCAUCUUCCGCCCAUCGGACCUCAUCCACGGAGAGGUGCUGGGAAAGGGCUGCUUCGGACAAGCCAUUAAGGUGACUCACAGGGAGACAGGGGAGGUGAUGGUGAUGAAGGAGUUGAUUCGCUUUGAUGACGAGACACAGAAAACUUUCCUGAAAGAGGUGAAGGUCAUGCGUUGCCUGGAUCACCCUAAUGUACUCAAGUUCAUCGGAGUCCUCUACAAGGACAAGAGACUCAACUUCAUCGCAGAGUACAUCAAAGGAGGCACCCUGAGAGAAAUCAUCAAGAAAAUGGACAGCAACUAUCCCUGGAACCAGCGGGUCAGUUUUGCCAAGGACAUCGCUGCUGGGAUGUCAUAUCUGCAUUCCAUGAACAUAAUCCACCGGGACCUGAACUCACACAACUGUCUCGUCCGAGAGGAUAACACAGUGGUGGUUGCAGACUUUGGCCUGGCCCGGCUCAUGAUCGACGACAAGCACGAGGAGAAAUUGUCGCAGGGUAAACUGCCAGGUCUGAAGAAGCCCGACCGCAGGAAGAGGUACACGGUGGUGGGAAAUCCGUACUGGAUGGCUCCUGAGAUGAUUCACGGGAAGAGCUAUGAUGAGAAAGUAGACAUCUUCUCUUUUGGCAUUAUGCUCUGUGAGAUAAUUGGCAGGGUGAAUGCAGACCCAGACUACCUCCCCAGGGCGAUGGACUUUGGACUAAAUGUGUCUGGUUUCCUGGAGCACUUUUGUCCCCCAGAUUGUCCCCCUGCCUUCUUCCCCAUGGCUGCUGUAUGCUGUGACCUCGAUGCAGACAAACGCCCUGCUUUCACCAAGCUGGAGGAGUGGCUGGAGAACCUUAAGAUGCACUUGGACAUUGGUCUCCCUGUAGUUUCUGAACUGGACGUUCUGCACAAGGCCUUCUGGGACAACCACAGCAUCAGGCGCCCUGAAAACGGCCUUCACACCCACCCUGAGCAGCUGGAGUAGCACUGAACACAACAGGAGGCGCGGGAAGGUAGAACUCGUCCCACCAGUGCAGCGACUGCCUGCGCCAGGUGGUGCAGUGAUUGGAGGAGUCGUGUGAAUGCCCCUCCAUGUUUGACGCGGGCUCAGAAUGGCUCAGGCUUACUGAACAGACUCAGGGGGAAAAUGUGGAUGUGAAAAGCCACAGACACUAGAAUUCAUUCAAAUCAAGAGACGCGAACCAUGAUAGCCUGUUUCUGCGGCACUCAGUGCUACAGUGAACAUGUCAUGCAAUCACACCCAACUUUAAAACCAUUCAAGCUUCUGAAUCAUGCAGAUUUAACUUAAGCGAUCACGCCAUUCAAGAAUAUGCUGUAGUGAACUGUAGUGUGUAAAUCCUCAUGGUCAAAGCAAACCUUCAGCUUGCUCACUCUGGGCCUCUAAUUGUGCACUAUGUGUUUGCAGGUGUUUCUGUGUGAGUUUGAUUUUGCUUUUAUUUUUGGUUUGGAUCCUAAAACUGAAUUUAUGAAAAAUGUGUAGGAGAUGGGGCCUGUGUGUCGAGAUGAGAUACUUCUGUCGUUCCACUUGUGCAAAUCAAACUAAAUCUUUCAGCUUUAAAUGGCUCAUUGAAGAGUGCAUGGGUGUAAAAACUGCUGCCAGGUUAGAUCCUGCUUCUGCAUUGUGUCCAUCUGACCUCAGGCUUACUUGUCCUUGCAGCUCUGCUCCACUCCCUCAUUCAUUGUAUAGCACUGACUUUACACUGAGGUACACAUUAUCGGCAUACAUUCGGUACUUUGUCUAAUUUUAAGAGCAGUUAGUGUAACACGUCAACAUUCACAUAGCACCAUGUAUUUGUAUCAGUGUACAUAGCUAGCAACAUUGUAAAUGUUUUAAAUACUGUAAAUGUACAGACAUAUUUUAUAUAUGCGACAUUGCCAUAUUUUUAUUGCCUGGUGAGUUGAAAUUGAGGAGAGUCGUAAUUUGAGAGCAGGCCACAGACGUUUAGCAUCAGAGAUAAGAGGAAUCUCAUCACCAUAUUCCUUGAUCAUCUCCCCACCAUUGAAUUAAUAUUCCCUGGCAUUAUUCAGCCUUUUCAUACUGGAUUAUCUGAUGGACCCUUUGCACAGCAGCCAUUUUGACAUGUUUUGCCAGAGAAGCAGAGGUUUUAUGAUGGAUUUAAACACGUCUCAUUCACUUUGAAUGGAGCAGCAUCUCUGCUGACUCUUUCCAAGCGUGAUCUCAAGCAUCAGCCAAUCAAAUCUUGUUAUUCCAGUACAGGCUCUAGCCAAUCAAAUCACACUUAGUGUUAUAGAUUCAAGAUAAACUUAAUUGUCCCAGAGGGAAACACUAUAGGCGACGUUUAAUUAAAAAACUAUGUCAAACACAUAAUCCUACAGAAUCUAACAAAUUAUUUCAUUGUGCAAGAGCAGCAGCAAUUGAGAUGUUGUCAUUGUGCAUUCAGUUUCCUAUUUAUACCUAUAUUUAAAGUUAAUAAAAACACUUGAAAUUUCUGAAACAUAAAUCCAGGGAUUGUGACUAAUAAAUAGAUGAGAUAAAAAAUAAAUUGAUAUUAAAACCAUAAAAGAAUUUCUGGGAGCUAAAACAUGGGAUUUUUUUAUCCUAAUUAAGUACAGUUUUAGAUUGAAUUUAGUGAUUCACACUGCACUGUUCAAACUGAGCUCUCCAACAAGGUUGUUCGCUCAGUUUAACAAUGUUUUUUGUCAGAUAAAGUGGACCCAACAAUGGCAGAUAUGGACAACAUAGCAUCACCCUCACUUUUAGCAACACUAGCAACUCUUGUUACAUAGUAGGCACUGUUGUGUUAACCUCCAGUACCAUGUCAUGUCCAUCCACCAUGAUGUGUUAAUGAUCACAUUAACGGUGUGAUCCAUCCAGUUCACGUCACAGUGUGGACAGUGUGGACAGUGAAACAGCAAGCACCCUGAAUCUGAGUGAGCUAAAACUCAGCUAUUAAUCACAGCUGUGAUUCUCCUAGUGCAGCCUGUAAUGGCUGCUGUGCAAAGAGCCCAGUAUAUCAGUGUCAGAACAAGGUUUAUUAAUGAACCAAAUUUGCAUAUUAUGUUCAACUCAGAUUAUGCGAUAUAUUUCUGAAGGCAAUAGAUUUGUCAUUAAUUGUUCACUUUCAUCUCAUGUGCUGCACUGUAGUUCAGGAGUGGGGAUAAUAUCCAUGGUACUGUGUCAUCAUGUCAGCUGUCUGUCCACAUAUCUGUCUCUCUUCCUCUCUCUUCCUGUGGAUGACCCACACUUUUGUUUAUAUGUAACAGCUACCUGUAAAUAUCACUGUGCAUAUCUGUAUGUCAGUUUGCCUGUAUUGCAUAAAUAUGUGCACUCCCCCAGAAAUAAUCUCCUCCCUUGGUCAAAAUCUCUCUCUUGCACCUUCUAACAUGAGAUUUCUGUCUUUAAUCUGUUAUUUUCUUUCUUUCUUCCUGUUGUUUUGACAAGCUGCAUGAUAUACUAGCUAGGUCUGUCCAGCUUCUGAGCCGAGCUUUCUUUGUCUCUUAAUAUUGUGACUUUAAAUAAGAAAACAGAAUGGAAAAAAAAAGUCAUCAGAUGAAGCCAGGCUAAAAAUGAAACAAGGAAAAAAACCACAGCAUUUCUUGUUUAUAUACAUACAUAUAUAGAUAUAUAUGUAUCCUCUGAGAUCUUUUUGUAUAGAUUUGAGUACUUUAAUUUGCACUAUAUUACCAAAUGGCUGGUUGAAGCCAUGUUUAUUAAUUUCCUCUUGGGCUACUUGUGAUAUGGAAAUAAAUUACGUCAGUUCAGGUUGAAACAUAUGAAUGCAAGACACUGAUGGAGCCUUUAAACUGUAAAAAUGGGAUCUGGGGAAUUCAUCCUCUUGAUAGCAAACUGGAUCAUGUAAGGAGUUAUCUUUUUUGUGCACGGUUCAGCUUUUUAAAAAAACUGCAUGUUUGAUCCCUCUGCGAUGUUAAAUUUAUACAUCAGUGGAAAUAUUGAUUAUAUUUUCCAUGUUAAAGUCGGAAUUCUCCUAAGAAACAGGGUUUUGCCAUCUUUGCUACCAGGAGGAUAUGAAGCCCCAGCUCCGCCUGCUGCCUACAGACUGGUCCUUUGUGAAUGAUGUUGUGCGUCGUUUGUGACCGCUUGGUUUUACGUGUGAUGCCCCUGGAGGCUGCAGCUUCUGCUGGUCACUUUUCAUAAUAGAGCACUUAACCUGGCGGCCUGUCUCACCUUCUCCUCACUCUCUUUUGGCUCAGGGCCGUAACUUUCUGGAGCUUACUUCACAAUCCAGCAGCUUUAUAGAAAAUCAGCACGUAACACUAACAGAAUAAGAAACUCAGCAUGCAAACUUGUUUAAAGUAAACGCUGAUAACACACGACACGCUUCUGUGAAACAGUCCCCUCUUGGUUGAUGUGUUCGUCCGUGGGCAUGCACUGUACAUGAGUGGCUUUGCCAUGUUUCUGUCUCCAUCCCUGUUUGAGCCACGUCGAGCAUGUUACAUGCACGUCUGUGAGGACACAUUGAUGGUCAACAAGAAUGCUUCAGCAGCACCUCUUUGCAAAGGAUCAUUACCUCUGAACAAUGCUGUGCCUUUGUUGUAAGCUAGCCUUGCCAACGACUCUAAAAACAUAAACCGAUUUUCCUUUUUUUUUUCUUCUAAAGGUAUCAUAAGUGAUAGCCUGAUUCACGUGUGGAUUGAACAUUAUUGCUGAUGCUAUGUUGUACUGGAUUUCAUCUUGUUCUGUAUCAUAUUUAUAUUCUCCAGAUCUAAAUUGUCAGUUUUGAUAUUUUAAUAUUAUAUAUUAGAUUUGUUGUUAGAUUUCUUUUUUCUUUCUUUUUUUUGGUCUUAUUUAAGUUUUUUUACACAAGCUGUGAAAACAAUUCUGCACUUUAAU
This is a messenger RNA of Solea senegalensis (Senegalese sole), 6133 nucleotides long. It is a transcript of the gene limk1a, whose product is annotated as LIM domain kinase 1a. Gene Ontology annotation, cellular component: cytoplasm; neuron projection; nucleus. NCBI's taxonomy places the organism in Eukaryota, Metazoa, Chordata, Actinopteri, Pleuronectiformes, Soleidae. Gene Ontology annotation, biological process: positive regulation of stress fiber assembly; actin cytoskeleton organization; protein phosphorylation. The record is from RefSeq and is a predicted model, not a curated record. Gene Ontology annotation, molecular function: protein serine/threonine kinase activity; ATP binding; protein binding. Bases 263 to 2284 code for a protein of 673 amino acids. The transcript has 16 exons.